Molecule: messenger RNA, 709 nt
Organism: Tyto alba (common barn owl)
Lineage: Eukaryota; Metazoa; Chordata; Aves; Strigiformes; Tytonidae
Gene: MRPS12
Product: mitochondrial ribosomal protein S12
Exons: 2
Coding region: 161-598 (145 amino acids)
Biological process (GO): translation
Cellular component (GO): small ribosomal subunit; ribosome
Molecular function (GO): structural constituent of ribosome
Source: RefSeq, a predicted model, not a curated record
CGCGCCGGGCGGCAGGAGGCGGUGUCUGUAGUGCCCUAAGAUGGCCGCGCUGUGAAGCCGAGCGCGGUCGCUGCUGUGUCCCCCCCCCUUUCCCCCGCUCUCCGGUACAGCCGCUACCUGCGCGUUUCCCCGUCGGCCGCGGCGCUGCGGGUGCCGGAGGAUGUCGCUCCGCGCUCUGCUGAGGGCCGCGGCCUCGCUGCGCGGCUGCGCUACCGGCGCGCUCCCCGCCGCCAAGCCGCCCUUCUCCCCGCAGCCGGCCGGCGGCAUGGCCACCCUCAACCAGAUGCACCGUCAGGGCCGGCCCAAGCCUCCCCCCGCCAAACUGGGAGCCACCUUCGGCCGCCCCCAGCUCAAGGGGGUGGUGAUCAAGAACCUGAUCCGCAAGCCCAAGAAGCCCAACUCGGCCAACCGCAAGUGCGCGCGGGUGCGGCUGAGCAACGGGAAGGAGGUGGUGUGCUUCAUCCCCGGCGAGGGCCACAACCUGCAGGAGCACCACGUCGUGCUGGUGCAGGGCGGCCGCACCCAGGACCUCCCCGGGGUGAAGCUCAGGAUCGUGCGGGGGAAAUACGACUGCGCCCACGUCCAGAAGAAGAAAUGAGAUUUGGGGCGGGGGGGGGGCACGCACACACGGACAGGACACACACCGGGCCCCUCUGCCCCCGGGGAUGUGCUGUGCUGCACCCAUUAAAGGCGGUGGCGGCGGGGGGAA